Messenger RNA from Hevea brasiliensis (rubber tree), 2871 nucleotides. RefSeq names its product fimbrin-1. Gene Ontology annotation, cellular component: cytoplasm; actin filament bundle; actin filament. The record is from RefSeq and is a predicted model, not a curated record. Gene Ontology annotation, molecular function: actin filament binding. Gene Ontology annotation, biological process: actin filament bundle assembly; actin filament network formation. The coding region runs from base 411 to 2486 and encodes 691 amino acids. NCBI's taxonomy places the organism in Eukaryota, Viridiplantae, Streptophyta, Magnoliopsida, Malpighiales, Euphorbiaceae. The transcript has 15 exons.
CUCUUUCUCUAUCUGGCUUUGCUCUCCCACGAAGAAAUUUCAAUCCAUUCUGUCUCUAACAGCUUCCUUGUCCUUCUUCUUGCCCUGUUUAGUACGUGGAUAAAUAUAUGUAUAUGCUUAUGUAUAAAUGGUUCAUGAAAGCGGCUUAUAGGUUUUAACGUGAAUCUGUUGUUUUUGGACAUAGGGAUAGAGAAUUGAUUUUGGUGAUUCAUGCAAGCUAUGUCACCUACAAGGAUAAUUUAAUUUGUGGGUUAUUGUUGUUUGUACGUAAAUAGGAUCUAAAUUUGAGUCUUUGAUUGGUUUUUGAACUCUAAUUUCAAAGACUCUUGAGACAUUUUUGUCCACUUUGUCUACCCUGGAAGAUCAAUUUUGAGAAUAGUUAGUGUUCUCCGCGUUGGCAAUUCGCGGAGAUGUCGAGUUAUGUGGGUGUUCAUGUCUCUGAUCAAUGGCUUCAGAGUCAGUUCACACAGGUUGAGCUUCGCAGCCUCAAAUCAAAAUUUACAUCAGUGAAGAAUCAAAAUGGCGAAGUAACUGUUGAAGAUUUGCCUCCUUUGACGGUGAAAUUAAAAGCGUUUAAUUCGAUGUUCAAUGAGGAGGAGAUUAGAGGGAUCUUGAGUGAGUCCUUUUCUGACAUGAGCAGCGAGAUUGAUUUUGAAGGCUUCCUCAGGGCAUAUCUAAAUUUGCAAGGUCGAGCUACUGCAAAAUCAGGGGAAUCAAAGCAUGCUUCAUCUUUCCUCAAGGCCAUGACAACCACUCUUCUACACACCAUUAAUGAAUCAGAGAAAGCAUCUUAUGUUGUUCAUAUAAACAGCUAUCUCGCAGAUGACCCAUUUCUAAAGCAGUUUCUCCCCUUAGAUCCAGCCUCAAGUGAUUUAUUCAAUCUUGUGAGAGAUGGAGUACUUCUAUGCAAGCUUAUCAAUGUUGCUGUGCCGGGGACAAUAGACGAACGAGCUAUCAACACAAAACGGGUUCUUAACCCAUGGGAGAGGAAUGAAAAUCACACUCUCUGCCUCAACUCUGCUAAAGCUAUAGGCUGCACUGUAGUAAACAUUGGCACUCAGGACUUGGUCGAAGGAAGACCUCAUCUGGUUCUUGGGUUGAUUUCUCAAAUUAUAAAGAUUCAACUGCUAGCAGAUCUUAGCCUUAAGAAGACACCUCAGCUUGUGGAAUUAGUGGAUGAUAACAAUGAUGUUGAGGAGCUUAUGGGCUUGGCCCCUGAAAAGAUUUUGUUAAAAUGGAUGAAUUUCCAUUUGAAGAAAUCUGGCUAUGAGAAACCUGUCACAAAUUUUUCAUCUGAUUUGAAGGAUGGAAAGGCUUAUGCCUACCUGCUUAAUGUUCUUGCCCCAGAAUUCUGCAAUCCGGCUACAUUGGAUGCCAAGGACUCUGUGGAAAGGGCUAGUCUGGUACUUGACCAUGCAGAGAGAAUGGACUGCAAAAGAUAUUUAAGACCAGAAGACAUUGUUGAAGGUUCACCAAACCUGAAUCUCGCAUUUGUUGCACAAAUAUUUCAUCAAAGGAGCGGCCUUUCUACAGACAGUAAAAAGUAUUCGUUUGCAGAGAUGAUGAAGGACGAUGUCCAGACAUCUAGAGAAGAGAGAUGCUUUCGACUGUGGAUCAACAGUCUUGGGAUUGCUACAUAUGUUAACAAUGUAUUUGAGGAUGUUAGAAAUGGAUGGCUACUUUUAGAAGUGCUUGACAAGAUUUCUCCAGGAUCAGUUAACUGGAAGCAGACAUCUAAGCCUCCAAUCAAGAUGCCAUUCAGAAAAGUAGAGAACUGCAAUCAAGUGAUAAAGAUUGGGAGUCAAUUGAAAUUUUCCCUUGUUAAUGUAGGUGGAAACGACAUUGUACAAGGAAACAAGAAGCUCAUUCUUGCCUUCUUAUGGCAGUUGAUGAGAUAUAACAUGCUUCAACUCCUGAAAAACUUGAGAUCUCACUCACAAGGGAAGGAAAUAACUGAUGCUGAUAUUCUAAAAUGGACAAACUGCAAGGUUAAAAGUACAGGCAGAACUUCUCAAAUCGACAACUUCAAGGAUAAGAGUCUGUCAACAGGGAUGUUCUUCCUUGAGCUUCUUAGUGCUGUGGAGCCAAGGGUGGUCAAUUGGAACCUUGUUACCAAGGGUGAAACUGAUGAUGAGAAGAGAUUAAAUGCUACAUACAUAAUCAGUGUGGCAAGGAAACUUGGCUGUUCCAUUUUCUUGUUGCCUGAGGAUAUCAUAGAGGUAAAUCAGAAGAUGAUUCUCACUCUUGCAGCCAGCAUAAUGUACUGGAGCCUGCAAAAGGCAAUGGAAGAGGGAGAGUCAUCUCCACCGCCUGCUAAUGGCAAAUGUGCCAUUACACCUGAUGUAUCUCCAGCACGCUCUAUUAGUGGUGAAGACGAGAACUCCUCCCUCGGGGGUGAAGUCUCAAAUUUAAAUAUUGAUGAUGCUGCCUCUUAUACAACUGUCUCCUCACAGAUUGAGAGUGAAGAAGCUCCUGGAGGAGAAUGAAUGAUGAAGAGGAAGGUUUUCUACAAAAUUAUAUUUGGGUUGAAUUAGAAGAAAGUGAAUAUACAAUGUGCAGCCAAGUCUACUUAUAUCCUGCUUUGAUGCAAAAGCAAAUUUGAAAACAAGAGGGAAAGAAUAGAUCUUUGUAAAAUUGCUUGUUGAGAAAGAAAAAGAAGCACGAUUUCAACAUGUUCAUCGAUCCUUCAUUCGUUAUGUAGGUUAUACUGUUAGAUAUAUUCUUUUGACAUAAUCUCAUUUUCUUGCAAUAUUUAGUUUGAUCAUAAAAGUAGAUAGAAACUGACUCUAGUGUUGGUUAAGAUAGAGCAAGUGAAAGUUGUAAAUGUGGCAUUUUUCUAGUUAAUUUGAUAUGGAUGGUUACGUGAGUCUA